Parathielavia appendiculata is the source of this 1995-nucleotide messenger RNA. Its product is annotated as glycoside hydrolase family 31 protein. The coding region runs from base 1 to 1995 and encodes 664 amino acids. The transcript has a single exon. Gene Ontology annotation, molecular function: carbohydrate binding; hydrolase activity, hydrolyzing O-glycosyl compounds. Gene Ontology annotation, biological process: carbohydrate metabolic process. The record is from RefSeq and is a predicted model, not a curated record. NCBI's taxonomy places the organism in Eukaryota, Fungi, Ascomycota, Sordariomycetes, Sordariales, Chaetomiaceae.
AUGCUUUCUCAGCAAGACACCAAGCUCGUCUACACCUAUGACGCAGAGAAGCUCUGGAUCGAGCCCUGGGGCGACAAUGCGUUGCGCAUCCGCGCCACCAAAAGCCGCACGAUGCCCUCGGAGGACUGGGCCCUCAUCACCCCCGCGGCCCCUACAACGCAACCCCAGAUCACCGUCUCGCGCGACUCGGCUUUCCUCACCAACGGCAAGAUCAAAGCCGUCGUCUCGGCGCGCGGAAAGCUGACGAUUCACAACGCCGUCACCGGCGCCCUCCUCCUGGAAGAGUACGCGCGCAACCGGCGCGACGUGCGCGACCCCAAAUGCAGCGCGCUCGAGGUUGAGGCGCGCGAGUUUAGGCCCGUCCCGGGGGGAUCCGACUACCACCUGACGAUGCGGUUUGAGAGCGUCGACCCGGACGAGAAGCUGUUCGGCAUGGGCCAGUACCAGCAACCCUUGUUCGACCUCAAGGGCGCCGACCUCGAACUGGCGCAGCGCAACUCGCAGGCGAGCGUGCCCUUCUUGCUGUCGUCGCGGGGCUACGGCCUGCUGUGGAACAACCCUGCCGUGGGCAGGGCGGUGCUGGGGAAGAACGUCAUGAGCUUUGAGGCGUACUCGACCGGGGUGUUGGAUUAUUGGGUCGUGGCCGGGGAUGCGCCGGCCGAGAUUGUCGAGCGUUACGCGGAUGCCACGGGCAAGGUGCCCAUGAUGCCCGACUAUGGGCUGGGAUUCUGGCAGUGCAAGCUGCGGUAUCAGACGCAGGAGGAGCUGCUCGGGGUGGCCCGCGAGUAUAAGCGGCGCGGCUUGCCGCUGGAUCUCAUUGUGAUCGACUUCUUCCAUUGGCCGUUGCAGGGGGAUUGGAAGUUUGACGAGACGUACUGGCCCGAUCCAGACGCUAUGGUCCAGGAGCUCAAGGAGAUGGGCAUCGAGCUGAUGGUGUCCAUCUGGCCCACCGUCGACAAGCGGUGCGAGAACUACGAGGAGAUGGUCGAGCGUGGCUACCUGAUCCGGGUUGACCGCGGUGCGCGCCUUGCAAUGGACUUUCAGGGGGAGACGGUUCACUUUGAUUCCACCAACCCUGAGGCGCGCAAAUACGUCUGGGAAAAGGCGCGCCAGAACUAUUACGCCAAGGGCAUCAAGGUCUUCUGGCUCGACGAGGCUGAACCGGAAUAUUCUGCCUACGACUUCUCCAACUAUCGAUACCACCGGGGCUCGAACCUCGCCAUCGGCAACAUCUACCCCCUCGAAUACUCUCGGGCCUUCUACGAGGGCCUCAAGAGCGAGGGCCAUGAGAGAAUCGUCAACCUGGUGCGGUGCGCCUGGGCCGGAAGCCAGAAGUAUGGCGCUCUGGUGUGGAGCGGCGACAUUGCCUCAUCAUGGUCAAGCUUCCGCAACCAGCUCGCGGCGGGCCUGCACAUGGGCAUCGCCGGUCUCCCGUGGCGGACGACCGACAUUGGCGGGUUCCACGGCGGCGAUCCCAACGACGAGGCAUUCCGCGAGCUGUUUGUGCGCUGGUUCCAAUGGGGCGCCUUCUGUCCCGUCUUCAGGCUGCACGGAUGCCGCGAGCCCCUCCAACCGCAGCACGGGACGACGGGCGGCGCGGCGUGCCGGAGCGGGGCGCCCAACGAGGUGUGGUCGUACGGGCCCGAGGUCUACGGCAUCUGCAAGAAAUACAUGGGGAUUCGGGAGGAGAUGAGGUCGUACGUACGCGGCUUGAUGCAGGAGGCCCAUGAGAAAGGGACGCCGGUUAUGAGACCGCUGUUUUAUGAGUUUCCCGAGGAUGCGGAGUGCUGGGAGGCAGGCGAGCAGUACAUGUUUGGUCACACAUACCUGUGCUGUCCAGUGCUGCGUCCGGGAGUGACCAAGCUCAAGGUGUAUCUCCCUCAAGGUGUCAAGUGGAGGGCCCUCGAGGGAGGAAGCGAGUUUGACGGCGGGAAUUUUUUGGAGGUUAACUGCCCCCUGGACUACAUGCCCGUCUUCGAGAGAUUGGACCGAUAG